AUGGACGACUUCGAUAAUAGUCGGCCUGCAGACUGUUCAUCAAGCACCUAUGCGAGCGUUCCAACCGAGGAACCCCAGACGUCUUGUUCAACCCAUCCUGAGAACGCAGCGAAGCUAGGUGAUGAGAAGACCAAUAGAGAUACCAUGUCAUAUAAGCCAUUGCGCAAUCUCGAAGUCCUCUGGCUGUGGAGAUAUGAGUUGCUCGCAAUAACUGUAUCAGUUCUUGCCUUCAUAUCCAUCGUGAUCCUUCUGAAGGUGUCCGAUGGAAAGCCUCAGCCGCAAUUCGCGUAUUCAAUCAACCUUACAACAACUAUUGCUAUUUUUACUACGCUGUUAAGAGCAGCAAUGCUUUACAUUAUAGCUGAAGUUGUCGGGCAACGCAAGUGGAUCUGGAUGGAAAGUCCGCGUCCUCUGCGACACAUUGAACAUUUCGAUAAUGCCGGAAGAGGCCUAUGGGGAUCACUGAAGCUUCUAUUUUUGACUCUCAAGCCAAGGCUCACUAUCCUGAUCUCGCUUAUCGUGAUCACUUCAUAUGCGAUCGGCCCUUUCGUCCAGCAAGGAGUUAAAACGUACCCUUGUGCUAUUAAUGGAAAGGGAAUUGCGAGAAUAUCAAUUGCUGAACGCGUCGUAAGAUCAGACGUCAGAAUUAUGCAGCAAGAAGUCCAUCCUGGCGAUCGUGCUGUCAUCAGAAAUGUCCGGACUGGACCGGAGCUGCAAAUGGUUGCCCUCACUGGUCUGCUAUCCAGCUCUUCCGCUGGCGCUAGCACUGUUAAUCUUUUUCAGUGCGACUCUGGCAAUUGUUCAUUCCCUCUCAGAGGACCAGGGGUUACACACAUUUCACUCGGACUUUGCAGCACUUGCACUGAUGUAAGAUCCAAAGUACUAGAAUCCCGACACAUUUCAAACCUCUCCCACGUGCGUGAGACAGACCGCGAUUAUCGAUUCAACAACGGCUCCGAAUUUGGAAUCAGCACCUUUUUCAAAUCCGGUAUUUUCAACAUGACGACGGAAAGGAUAUGGCCAUACGGAAAGGAGGAAAAAGUCGAAAAUGCCGAGACAUCCAUCCUGUCCUUUACGGCGAAAGGCUGCGGCCGUUCGAAGGAUCGUGCAGGCUUGACCAGAAAAUGCGAGCAUAAUUACGACAACAUGCUGGGUCUUUUCCCAGAGUUCGACAUCGUGGCAGCGAACUGCAGCCUACGUCCGUGUCUUCGCCGCUAUCAUGCCAACGUUUCGAAUGGUGUUUUGAACGAGGAACUAGUCUCUACAUCAUUGAUCAGUCCAGUAAACAUAUCAUAUGUCCAAGCCAACAUAGCCGAUGAAAUAAGGAAAACGCUCGUAUACCGGAAUUUCUCCUACGUCACCAUGGUUGAACCUUGUAUUAUCAACGAUGUAUGGUAUGACUGGUCCAACGUCAGCCAAGCACCAAGAAAUGGCGUAGAGUGGACCUCCUGGGACAUAGGAGACACUCUGUACAAUGCGCCGUCAAAAUGUCUGCUAUCCAUGGACCCUGGAGAGCUCCUCGGAAUCAGAAGAUUUCUUAUCCAGACGCUCAAAGGGUCAUGCAUGAAAGGAACUGGAGGGUCAAACAGGCCAGAUCCCAGCCUUGAGGGCGGCCGGAUAGUCUGCCAAGGGGGCUUCUGGGCUGACGCAUUCUUCAACAGCGGAAACGCCACAUUCGACGACAUCUCCGCCGCCUUUGACAAUAUGGCGACCGCUCUGACGAACCGCAUGCGCGCGAAAGGGCGUGAGUUCCUCACAGAAGCGCGGAGCUUCACGAAUGGGACUGCUGUCGAAAUGUCCAUCUGCAUGCGCGUUGACUGGCCAUGGCUGGUGUAUCCGGGUGUCCUGCUAGUUCUGACAUUGGUUCUCCUUGCGACCACAUACGCACAGAGCUGUCGAGAUAGGGGAAGGCGUCCUAUUUGGAAGUCGUCGAUCCUGCCUCUGCUGUUCUAUGGAGCAGAGACGCAGCAUACUUACCUGGAUACGCAGCGAGGUAGCUUGGAUGCGAGACAGGCUUUGCCUCUGAUGCAACUGGCUGAGCUCGAAGCAAUUGCUGAUGCAACGAAGGCGCGGUUCUGCAGCGGCCGGAAUGUAGCUGGCUUCAUUGUCGACAAAACGUCUCCUGAGGCCGCCUAA
Messenger RNA from Colletotrichum gloeosporioides, 2136 nucleotides. RefSeq lists its product as uncharacterized. The record is from RefSeq and is a predicted model, not a curated record. Bases 1 to 2136 code for a protein of 711 amino acids. The transcript is spliced from 3 exons. Lineage: Eukaryota; Fungi; Ascomycota; Sordariomycetes; Glomerellales; Glomerellaceae.